Messenger RNA from Brassica napus (rape), 1447 nucleotides. RefSeq names its product trihelix transcription factor ASIL1. Lineage: Eukaryota; Viridiplantae; Streptophyta; Magnoliopsida; Brassicales; Brassicaceae. Gene Ontology annotation, molecular function: transcription cis-regulatory region binding. Gene Ontology annotation, cellular component: nucleus. Bases 266 to 1261 code for a protein of 331 amino acids. The transcript has 2 exons. The record is from RefSeq and is a predicted model, not a curated record.
UUCUUUAGCUGUAAGUCACGAGUCACGACCACUGAAGAUGGAAGAAACGCGUGUACCCAACCUCAUUGGUCAGUCUUUAGACAGACAUCAACGAGUGACUACAGUCUCAUUAUGACACAGUUUGUUAAACUCCAUUCACUUCAAAAAGUCUCCAUUGAUCAUUAAAAAUUGCUAAAAAACCCAUCUCCACUCUCUUUCUCAUUUGAUCAUAUACUCUCUCGAGUAUUGCCUCUCUGUUUUACUCUCUCUCUCUCUCUGCCCAUUCAUGGAAGACGGAGAUUCUAACCAAGAACAUCCCCAACCGCUCCCCACAAACCACGACGCUUCCUCCCCCAAGAAGCCAUCCACUUCCUCCAUCGUCGUUGACAGGCUAAAACGCGAUGAAUGGAGCGAAGGAGCCGUGUCGAGUCUCCUCGAAGCCUACGAGACGAAAUGGGCACUCAGGAACAGAGCCAAGCUCAAGGGCCAAGACUGGGAAGACGUGGCUAGACACGUGUCUUCACGCGCUAGCCACACCAAGUCCCCCAAGACUCAGACGCAGUGCAAGAACAAGAUCGAGUCCAUGAAGAAACGGUACCGUUCUGAGUCCGCCACUGCUGAAGGAUCCUCUUGGCCUCUUUACUCUCGUCUUGAUCAUCUCCUCCGUGGAAAUGCUUCCACCUCUGUCCACCCUCAGCCUCAGCCUCAGCCUCAGGCUGUUUUGCCUCUGAAUUGCUCUGCUCCUUUGCUCUUACUCGAGCCUCCGUUGGCGGCGGUGACUCAUCCGCCGCAGCAACCUCCUGCUGCUCAGAUGUCUCACGGAUCCAACGGUGUCGGCACGAUUAAGAUGAAAACCCCAGGCCUAUUUCCCAGCGGUGGACAACUUUCUUAUGAACGUUCUGUGCAGGAGGAAGGAUUCAAGGACGAUCACAAACCUGAGAGAGCCACGGAGAUGGAUACAGAUAGUAGUACGCCAGUGCUCUGCAGAGAGAAAGCGAAGGUGAGGCCGAAGAAAGUAAGGAGAAGGUACAAGGAAGAGAAGGAGGAGAUAGCAGGAAGCAUACGGUGGUUAGCGGAGGUGGUGAUGAGAACGGAGAGAGCGAGGAUGGAGACGAUGAAAGAGAUAGAGAGGAUGAGAGCUGAAGCAGAGGUGAAGAGAGGAGAGAUGGAUUUGAAACGAACGGAGAUAAUGGCCAACACUCAGAUAGAGAUUGCUAGGCUCUUUGCAGCUUCUGUACACAAAGGUGGUGUUGAUUCUUCACUAAGGAUCGGAAGAAACUGAGAAAUUUUAUUAUUGUUCACUGAGGAUGAAUGGUUACGCCUUCAAAUGUAUGGUUAAAUAAUAAUAAGUGUGAUCAAUCUAGCUUAUAGAGAUGCCAUUACCGUCUCAAAUUGAUUGGCAUUUGAUUAUCUAAUUUGCAUGUGGUUAUGGAAAGUUGCAGUAACAUAUAGUGUGGUUCUAGUCUUA